GGGGGGAGUCACUUUAAAGGCUCUUUCUUACCCAUAAUGCUUUGUGGGGACGUUGACAAGUGGAUCCAAGAUGGCGUAGAAAGUAAUGACAGGAAUUGGAUGAAGUAAUUGAUCACUAAAGAACUACAGUGCUGGUGAGAUGUGUAAGAUUGAGGCAUUCUGUUGACAUUUUGCCUUACAAACAAAACAAAACAAAACAAAACUUGGGAGAGGAAGGUGGACGUAAAUCAAGAUCCUUUUAAAUUAUAAAGAGCUCUGAUGGGCUAUUUGGGUGAUCCCCAGUGCAGUGAACUGCAGACACCAUACCUGUUGCUCCUCUUUUGCAAGUCAAAAUUUUCCCAAGAAGAGGCUCCUCCAUUGUUAAUACCUUACACUUCUAUGGAUUUUUGUCCCUGAGUCAUGGAAGACAGAAGAGCUGAGAAGUCAUGUGAACAAGCGUGUGAAUCACUUAAGAGGCAGGACUAUGAAAUGACCCUCAAGCAUUGCACAGAGGCCCUCCUUUCUCUUGGCCAGUACUCCAUGGCCGAUUUCACAGGGCCAUGUCCACUGGAGAUAGAAAGCAUCAAAAUUGAGAGUCUUCUUUACAGAAUUGCCUCAUUUUUGCAACUGAAAAACUAUGGGCAAGCUGAUGAAGAUUGUAGGCAUGUGCUGGGAGAAGGCCUGGCCAAGGGAGAUGGGGCCUUUCAGGCAGUGCUUUGCUGCAUGCAGCUGAAAGGAAAACUCCAACCUGUGUCCAACAUUCUUGCCAAGUCACUGACAGGAGAGUCCCUGAAUGGGAUGGUAACAAAAGAUUUGACAAGACUAAAAACACUUCUCACAGAAACAGAGACAGCAACUAGUAACGUCCUCUCUGGAUAUCACGUGGAAGACUUGGAAGGGGGAUCUUGUAAUGGUUGGCAUUUCCGCCCACCACCUAGGGGAAUCACAAGCAGCGAGGAAUAUACUUUGUGUAAAAGAUUUUUAGAGCAAGGAAUCUGUAGGUAUGGUGCGCAGUGUACUUCAGCACAUUCCCAGGAAGAACUAGCAGAAUGGCAGAAAAGAUAUGCUUCACGCUUGAUAAAAUUGAAACAGCAAAAUGAGAAUAAACAGCUCUCAGGCAGUUACAUGGAAACCUUGAUAGAAAAGUGGAUGAAUUCAUUAUCUCCUGAGAAAGUGCUUAGUGAAUGUAUAGAAGGAGUAAAAGUAGAGCAUAAUCCUGAUCUGUCGGUUACUGUCAACACCAAAAAAUCUCACCAGACAUGGACCUUUGCUCUUACUUGUAAGCCUGCAAGAAUGCUGUAUCGUGUAGCAUUGCUUUAUGAUGCUCAUCGUCCUCAUUUUAGUAUCAUUGCAAUAUCUGCCGGAGAUAGUACUACCCAGGUAUCACAAGAAGUCCCAGAAAACUGUCAAGAAUGGAUAGGAGGAAAGAUGGCCCAAAAUGGAUUAGAUCAUUACGUGUAUAAAGUCGGGAUAGCAUUUAACACAGAAAUAUUUGGAACUUUUCGCCAAACCAUAGUUUUCGACUUUGGAUUGGAACCAGUACUCAUGCAAAGAGUAAUGAUUGAUGCAGCUUCUACAGAAGAUCUUGAAUACCUGAUGCAUGCAAAACAACAGCUAGUAACCACAGCUAAGCGUUGGGAUUCUUCUUCUAAGACUAUUAUAGAUUUUGAACCUAAUGAAACUACUGAUUUGGAGAAGAGCCUUCUUAUCAGAUACCAAAUUCCUCUUUCUGCUGACCAGCUGUUUACCCAGUCUGUUUUAGACAAAUCAUUGACCAAGACCAACUAUCAGUCACGGCUGCAUGACCUUCUUUAUAUCGAGGAGAUAGCCCAGUAUAAAGAAGUCAGCAAGUUCAACCUUAAAGUGCAGUUGCAGAUUCUAGCAAGUUUCAUGCUCACUGGAGUUUCUGGAGGUGCAAAGUAUGCUCAGAAUGGACAACUUUUUGGUCGCUUUAAGCUUACUGAAACACUUUCUGAAGAUACUUUGGCUGGACGGCUGGUGAUGACCAAAGUCAAUGCUGUUUAUUUAUUACCAGUCCCUAAAGAGAAGUUAGUACAGACCCAGGGAACCAAAGAGAAGGUUUAUGAAGCUACUAUUGAAGAAAAAACAAAAGAAUAUAUAUUUUUAAGGAUAUCCAGGGAAUGCUGUGAGGAACUUAAUCUUCGGCCUGAUUAUGACAUACAGGUUGAACUUCAGUUUCAGUUAAAUCGAUUACCCCUCUGUGAAAUGCAUUAUGCGCUAGACAGGAUCAAGGACAAUGGGGUUUUGUUUCCAGACACCACUAUGACUCCAACCAUACCUUGGAGUCCCAACAGACAAUGGGAUGAACAGCUGGAUCCUCGGCUAAAUGCAAAACAGAAAGAGGCUGUUCUGGCCAUUACAACUCCACUUUCAAUACAGCUGCCUCCUGUCCUCAUCAUUGGACCCUAUGGGACGGGCAAAACGUUCACUCUAGCUCAGGCCGUCAAGCACAUACUCCAGCAGCAAGAGACGAGCAGGAUCCUCAUUUGCACCCAUUCUAAUAGUGCUGCUGACCUCUACAUAAAGGAUUAUUUACAUCCAUAUGUAGAAGCAGGCAAUCCCCAGGCAAGACCUCUCAGGGUAUAUUUCAGAAAUCGCUGGGUAAAGACUGUCCACCCAGUUGUGCAUCAGUACUGUUUGAUCUCAAGCGCACAUUCCACCUUUCAGAUGCCACAGAAAGAAGAUAUUCUUAAACACCGAGUGGUUGUUGUUACAUUGAAUACUUCCCAGUACCUCUGUCAGUUGGACCUUGAACCUGGGUUUUUUACACACAUUCUAUUAGAUGAAGCUGCCCAGGCCAUGGAGUGUGAAACAAUUAUGCCUCUAGCAUUAGCAACUAAAAACACUCGGAUUGUCUUGGCUGGUGACCACAUGCAGCUCAGUCCUUUUGUUUACAGCGAGUUUGCCAGGGAGAGAAACCUUCAUGUUUCAUUACUUGAUCGACUCUAUGAGCAUUACCCUGCUGAGUUUCCAUGUAGAAUUCUCCUAUGUGAGAACUACCGCUCCCAUGAAGCUAUCAUCAAUUACACCUCUGAGCUCUUCUAUGAGGGCAAACUGAUGGCAAGUGGAAAACAACCAGCACACAAGGAUUUCUACCCACUAACUUUCUUUACAGCACGAGGGGAAGAUGUACAAGAAAAAAAUAGCACAGCUUUUUAUAACAAUGCAGAGGUAUUCGAAGUGGUGGAACGAGUAGAAGAGUUGAGAAGGAAGUGGCCAGUAGCAUGGGGGAAGUUGGAUGAUGGCAGUAUUGGUGUGGUGACUCCAUAUGCUGAUCAAGUGUUUAGGAUACGUGCUGAACUUCGAAAAAAGAGAUUAUCUGAUGUUAAUGUAGAAAGGGUGCUAAAUGUUCAAGGAAAACAAUUCAGAGUUCUAUUUCUUAGUACAGUACGUACAAGGCAUACUUGUAAACAUAAACAGACACCAAUUAAAAAGAAAGAGCAACUGCUGGAAGAUUCUACAGAGGAUUUAGAUUAUGGUUUUUUAUCGAACUAUAAACUUCUAAACACUGCCAUCACAAGAGCACAAUCCCUGGUUGCUGUGGUGGGUGAUCCCAUUGCUCUGUGCUCUAUUGGAAGAUGCAGGAAAUUUUGGGAGCGAUUUAUUGCCCUGUGUCAUGACAAUAAUAGCCUACACGGAAUCACUUUUGAACAGAUCAAAGCUCAGCUAGAGGCUUUAGAACUCAAGAAGACAUAUGUGUUGAAUCCACUGGCACCUGAAUUUAUCCCCCGGGCUCUAAGACUGCAGCAUUCAGGAAAUACCAACAAACUUCAGCAGUCACCCCCCAAGGGGAAAAGCCUCCAUCAUACCCAGAAUGAUCAUUUCCAGAAUGAUGGAAUUGUUCAACCCAAUCCUUCUGUACUUAUUGGCAAUCCUAUUAGAGCAUAUACUCCUCCACCCCCUCUUGGACCUCACCCAAAUUUGGGGAAAUCUCCAAGCCCUGUUCAAAGAAUAGAUCCUCACACUGGGACAAGUAUUCUUUACGUACCUGCUGUCUAUGGAGGGAAUGUAGUUAUGUCGGUGCCUUUACCUGUACCAUGGACAGGGUACCAGGGCAGAUUUGCAGUCGAUCCUCGGAUCCUUACACACCAGGCAGCAAUGGCCUACAAUAUGAACCUCUUACAGACACACGGACGGGGGUCUCCCAUACCAUAUGGCCUUGGGCACCACCCACCCGUCAGCAUAGGGCAGCCACAAAACCAGCAUCAGGAGAAGGAGCAACAUGAGCCAAGUCGAAAUGGUAAAAGUGAUACAAAUAAUCCUGGACCUGAAAUUAAUAAGAUUCGAACACCAGAGAAAAAGCCUACAGAAUCAAAACAGAUUGAUUUGGAAUCAAAUCCACAGAACAGAAGUCCUGAGUCGCGUCCUGGUGUUGUUUAUCCCAAUGCCAAAUUUCAUCGCAAAGAUAAUCUCAACCCGAGACACAUAAAUCUUCCUCUCCCUGCUCCUCAUGCACAGUAUGCAAUUCCCAAUCGUCAUUUUCAUCCCCUUCCACAGCUACCCAGACCACCGUUUCCAAUUCCGCAGCAGCACGCCUUGUUAAAUCAGCAGCAGAAUAAUUUGCCUGAACAACCAAAUCAGAUGCCACCCCAACCGAAUCAGGUAGUCCCACCACAGAAUCCGUUGAACCAGCUGACUCAGCAGCCACCUCCUCAACUUUCUCCUGCCUAUCAGGCAGGACCCAACAGUGCUUUCUUUAAUAGUGCAGUUUCUCACCGACCACAGUCCCCUCCUGCAGAACCUGUGAUUCCUGAGCAGCAGCCCCCUCCCAUGCUGCAAGAAGGCCACAGUCCUCUGCGAGCCAUUGCGCAGCCUGGCCCCCUCCUUCCUUCACAUCUGAAUAACUUCACUGAUGAGAACCCCCCAGGAUUGCCUAUAGGGGAGGCUUUAGAUCGUAUGCACGGGAGUGUAGCUCUAGAAACACUAAGACAGCAGCAAGUGCGGUUACAGCAGUGGAAUGAGCAUCACGCCUAUCUCAGUCAGGGCAGUAUUCCAUACCCACACCAUCACCAUCCUCAUCCUCACCUCCAGCAUCUUCCUCAGCCACCCAUCGGAUUACAUCAGCCACCAGUGAGAGCAGACUGGAAGCUCCCCAGCAGUGCUGAAGAUGAAGCAGAAACAACAGACUCAAGGUUUCAAGACUUAAUCAGAGAACUAUCUAAUCGUGAUCAAAGUGAAACACGGGAACUAGCUGAAAUGCCACCACCUCAAUCAAGACUUUUGCAAUAUAGACAAAUUCAGACUAGGAGCCCACCAGCAGUCCCAUCUCCCCCAUCCAGCACAGACCACAGUAGCCACUUUUCUAACUUUAAUGACAACAGCAGAGACAUUGAAGUAGCCAACAACCCAGCAUUUCCACAGCGCCUACCGCCCCAGAUAUUCAGCUCGCCUUUCUCGUUGCCAUCUGAACACCUUGCCCCUCCUCCCUUGAAAUACCUGGCACCUGAUGGAGCAUGGACUUUUGCUAACUUACAACAGAAUCACCUAAUGGGGCCAGGUUUUCCCUAUGGCCUACCUCCCUUGCCUCACAGGCCACCGCAGAACCCUUUUGUACAAAUACAGAAUCAUCAACAUGCUAUUGGUCAAGAGCCAUUUCACCCAUUGUCAUCUCGAACAGUAUCUUCUUCUUCGCUCCCUAGCUUAGAAGAGUAUGAACCCAGAGGACCUGGUCGGCCCUUGUACCAAAGAAGAAUCUCAUCUAGCUCAGUCCAGCCUUGUUCUGAAGAAGUAAGCACUCCUCAAGACAGUCUUGCUCAGUGUAAAGAACUUCAGGACCAUAAUAACCCGUCUUCUUUCAACUUUUCAUCCCCGGAGUCCUGGGUAAACACCACCUCAUCUACCCCCUAUCAGAACAUUCCGUGUAAUGGAUCCAGCAGGACAGCUCAGCCCAGAGAGUUGAUAGUUCCAUCUAAGACCGUCAAACCCCCUGAGGAUCAGCUGAAGUCUGAGAACCUCGAGGUGUCCAGUUCCUUCAACUAUAAUGUGCUGCAGCAUCUCGGCCAGUUCCCCCCUCUCAUGCCCAACAAGCAGAUCGUGGAGUCGGCCAACAGCAGUAGCCAGCAGAGCUCUGGGGGCAGCAAGCCCGCCAUGUCCUAUGCCAGCGCUUUGCGGGCCCCUCCCAAGCCCAGGCCCCAGCCUGAGCAGGCCAAGAAGAGUAGCGACCCUCUGUCUCUGUUCCAGGAACUUAGCCUGGGGAGCUCAUCAGGCAGCAAUGGCUUUUACUCAUAUUUUAAAUAAUCACUUUUUUUUCCUUCGAGGGAAAAUGUUUUAAUUUCUGUUUGUAUCAGUAGAAUUAAGAUAGUUGGACUCCAUCUAUAGAUGCACAGUUCCCUUUGUUUUAAUAUUAAAUAUGUUCUCACUUAAUUGCUUUGCUGCUAGACUUGCAACUAAUUUUUUAAAAGUAUAUUCCAUUAUUUUGCAUUUUUGACGUGUCUUUUGACAGCUUUUAUGUAGAAUAAAAAAUAUUUUUAAAUUUGUGUAUUGUUACAUAUGUUUGCAUCAAGCUAGCAGCUAAGAGGUUAAUUGUGCAACUAUAAAAAAAGAGAAAAAAACUUUGUCUAAAAUGUAUUUAAAAAGAAAAAAAAUUGUAAGUAGCAUUUACAUUUAUUCAAUAAUAUUACCAUAUGCUGGGUUUCUGUACCAGAAAUGGCCAGUUGAUGUACAAAUGUAUGUUAUUUUUGCUUAAAUUCAUUUAAAAUUUUUUAAAAUAAAGGGGCAGCAUCUUCUAAAUACUUUAAGUUUUAUCAGCUUUUUUUUUUUUUUGUGACAAGAUGCUGCAUUCUAAAACUUUUAUAGUUUUAGACUAUGUAUGAUGUGCUGUUGUAAUCUCCAUCCACUGUAGGAUAGAGUUAAAGGCAUUCUUUGCAGGUGUAUUUUAUAUGCCACUGUUUUUUGUAACAUGAAAAAACAGUGGCAUAUUUAGUUAUUUUUUGGACAAGCUAUACUUCAAGCUUGUUUUUAACGUUAAUUUGAUAGUGUGUGUGUGUUUUUUUUUAAACAAAUCAUGAAGCUGAAAAAUUUUUAGGAUUGUUGGUGCUUAGUAGACUUGAUAACUAUUUUAAAAAUGCGUGAAUUUAGUAAAAUCCUUUUUUUCCUCACUAUGCAUGUGUAAAUGUUUGUAAUCUGGCUUUCCCCCCCUCUCCAGUGGUAUAAAGAAUUGUGCCGCUUUAAGGUUUGGUUUUUUUCCCCCCCUUCAGUAAAAAUUUUGGUACCUUAUUUGAUGUUUACAUUAAAAUGUGACAUUAUAUAUGGCAAUUCAAAUAUUUUGCUAACUGUUUUAUUUGAGGAACAUCAUUAAAAAGAAAUAUAAUGUUUGUCCAAGAUGUAUCAAAAUUCAUCAAAAUCUAGGGCAAAAAAACUACCCUUGUUUUUCAUGGUCUUUUGAUUCUUAUAACCCCACUGAACUUGUAUAAAAACAUAAAAUUUAAAUAGCUAUCUUAAAUAUUCUACAGCCUAAAAAUUGUUUUGAAUGAACUUUGGUAAAAUCCAAAGGAAAACAUUUACCCUCUUAAAAUUUGUGGUCUUGUAACACAUUUGAACAAUGCAUGUCCUUAUUUUCCUGAUUUGGUAGUACUACUUUUAUACUUCAGAGAUACCUUGAAACUACAGUAUAACCUUUUUUUUUUUUUUUUUUAAUGAGAUAAGGUUGGAAAACAUUGAUGAAACAAUGGGUCCUGAUGAUCCAUUCAAAAAUAGUUUUUUGGAGGGCUACUUUUGAACAGGCCAUCCUGUAUUCACAGUACAUUUUUAAAAUGGGGUUGGAAAGCUGCAGAAGUAAAGAAAACUCCUUUCAUCUCUUUUGUGACUGGCGUUUAGUUGCUGUUGGCCAGCUACAACCCCCUGUAAUCCCCAGACAGUUUAGGAGAGGAGAAUGCCUUUUUAGUUUGAGGGUAGCAAGCCUGCAGGACAAAGAAAGAGCACCACUUUUCUUCCUUCUUUCUGCUCAGAAUGGGUGCGCUUCAUUUGCCUGUGGCUUUCAGUGACGUGCUGCAAGUCUCCAUGUGAGGCAGCAGGUGGAGGCCUGUGGACUGUGGAUGAGUUCAUGGUUAGUGUGAAUCACAGUUGGAACGCAGUGCCAGCAAGGUACAGCACACGUUUUCUCUGUGUGAUGUCAGACCGCCACAUGGAACUAUGUCAGAUUUUGCUCAACCUAACUUUAGUCACAAGAAAAGAAGAAAAAUGUUUGCCACGUAAUUCUGUAUUUCUGACUCUAUGACGAAACUCAAGACCUAACCCAAAUGAAAGUUAGAUCUCCCUGAUGUGAGGAUGUCUGUGAAAAAUAAUUCCUUUACCAGUGAUGAUUCUCCUGCCCCACAACACAGAUGUUCAAGAGCAUUUGACAAUAUGAAGACAGAACUGGCCUAGUCAGGGCUUUCGAUUAAUCCCCUGUUAUGGAGUGAUGGCCUAAUUUUCUGUUUUCCAUACUUGAAACUUUAAAAAAUAUCAGUUUGAAGUUAUUUGUAUUUAUAUUUAAAGAGGUCAAGUGCACACCCCACCACUUUAUAUAAAUAUAUUGAAGUUGGAAGCUUUGGAUAAAGCAGCUGCUAAGUCGUUAUGACAGCCCUUUUCUAAGCAGUUAUUUCCAAAAAACUAAAAAUAAUAGCUACUUCUCAGUCCCCUGCUCUGCUGUGUCCGAGGGUCCCUCAUUCCCUUACUGUUUCUGCAGCCGGUCAAGGAUUCAGAUAUUUUCAUCUACUACCCUUUUAGCUUCUGCUUCAAAUGUGUGUUCUAACACACUUACUCUUCCUCAGCAUUACUUAGAGCCAUCUUUCCAAACCAUCUUUCCAACAGCUUCCAACAGAAUUCUAACACACUUACUCUUCCUCAGCAAUACUUAGUGCCACCUUUCCAACCAUGCUUUGAACCUAUUACUUACUCCUAAUACCGUGUAAUGGUUCUGAGCAAGUCUUACUGUGGGAAUCAUUUUAAGUUUCUCUUGAAAUGAGGACUGUUGAUGCUGUCUGGGUGUUUCUUGGGUAGUAUUAGCAAGUACCCACAAAACAGAUUUGGAAAACAACUUACAUACUGGGUUUCAUUCAACCUUAGAGUUCAGACGGAACUUUUUUUCUUAAGCCUUGAUGUUAGCUCUUGGAUGAUACCAAGUAAUACCAGCUUCCUUUUCUUGCAGAACAGAUUUCUUUUAAGUGAAGUUAAUUGUUCACACGAUGUCAUUCUACUUCUUUGUUCUUCGUAUCACUCUGAGGUUUUUCCUUUUUCUUGCCAGAACUUUUUUUUUUUUAAUUCAUCUCACUUUUUAAUUUCAGUGCUACUUGAAAGAGUUUCUUUCUUUUUUCUUUUUCUUUUUCUUUUUUUUUUUUUUUACCUUAAAGAAAUUCUUUUGGGUGAUAGAAUUUGGGAAUAUCUAUGCUAAAAGUUUUUUUCCUGAUCUAAAAAUGAAUUUUUGUUAAGAUGUGAAUAACCUUCAAUAUAACAUGGGUAUUUUCUGGUAUAUUUUUGAAAGGGGUGUUUUGGUUGCCAUUUUGGCACAUGCUUUGCCAAAUGGUUAUAACAGAGCUUUGUUUUUGAUUAAUCAGUAGUUAAUUAUUGACCACUUAAACUAACAUGACCUUAAUUUUCCUUUCCUCAGACAGAUAUGCUUUCUAUCCAGGUCAUUUUGUAUAUAUGAAAUAAACUGCUUUGUGUGUUUUUUUUCACGAGAGAUUCUAGGUUUUUUUACACAAAACCUCUAGAGUUCAGGUUUCGUGUAAACAUGAGUUGGUCUUUUCAGUUUGAAGAAUUGCAGAAUAAGUAAAAUAAGCAGAAUUCCCACUGAAUAAGCAUUACCUAAUUAAACAUAGCAAUCUCCAAGACUAUUUGCGAAAAUAAGUUUCCUUGUUUAUGGAGGCAUUGAAAUUGCUGAGAAAGCUAACUGAAUUUCCUCACUUUGAGAUAAUUAAUAUAUAGUAUUAUCUUGCUCCAGUGUAGUUACCUGACAUGUUUAAUAUUUUCAUGUAUAUACAUCUCAAGAGCAAAACUAUAAACAUAUAAGAAUGUACCUUUAGCUACCUUGGCUAGAGAGAGCCACCCUUACUUAAAAGCCAGGGGUGUGAAAAGACAAUUUCACGUUAAAUUUUAUUUUAUUUUUUUUCACGUUGAAUUUUAGAUUUCAGCUCUUGUUAUUAAGAAAAUUAGAUUUACUGAAAUAGUCAUUUAAAAAUAAAAAAGAGACACCUGUUAGCAUUGUUUCGUGUCGGAGUUAUCUCUAAAAUGGUGAUCCCAGAAAAAGUAUAAAAAUGCAAGAUUAAAACUUUAAAUAUAUUGAAAGAUACAGAUUGCUGCCUUAAAAUGUUCUUUAGGUUACCAUCCAUUUUUUUUUCUUCUAGCUCCACAAAGGUAGUGAUUUGUCCUUUAUGAUUUACCAGACAUUAUUUCUUUCAAGCCAUCCCCCCUAACGUUUAAAAACCCUUAAUUUCUAUCACCACCCUAUGUGUCUUCCUAAAUCUUGAAAGUAAAUGUGUUAAUCGGAUUUUGCUUCCCCCUCUUUGCUAUCUGAUCCACAGACUACCCAGAAAGUAGAAAUAAUGGAUAAUGUUCUAUGAUUUCUUGUUCAAAUAUCACAUAGUGAUGUCCGUCAUAUUAUAAAGAUACGGUCAUGAAAGAGUAAGUGGCAUGCUAGUCUUCAAAGUUCUCAUUAUAUUAGGCGUCUCGCAUUUCCCUUCUUCUUUGAAGUUGGAUAUUUAUUGCUGAGAUUUUACUGUAAAGCUGCUAAAUUCACACUUACUACUUUCAUACAUCUGUUUAAUUAGCAAUUGCAAGACCAUUGUUAAAAGGAGUGAAUCUGACUAACGUUUAAUAUUCUUACAAGACACAAUCAGAAAAUGUAUUGUUAUUUAAACUAGAAUAUCAAACAUUAAAAAUAAGACAUUUUUAAUGUAACAUUUGAAAUUUUUGAAAUGAUGGAAAAUAUCUACUUUGGAAUAAACUUUAAGGAAACAGUCA
Molecule: messenger RNA, 10938 nt
Organism: Canis lupus familiaris (dog)
Lineage: Eukaryota; Metazoa; Chordata; Mammalia; Carnivora; Canidae
Gene: HELZ
Product: helicase with zinc finger
Exons: 35
Coding region: 400-6237 (1945 amino acids)
Biological process (GO): regulatory ncRNA-mediated post-transcriptional gene silencing
Cellular component (GO): cytosol; P granule
Molecular function (GO): metal ion binding; ATP binding; helicase activity
Source: RefSeq, a predicted model, not a curated record